AUGGCUUUCUCCCAGCACGACUUCUCAUUGUCGGUAGAGGGAAGUGCCUCAACUCGGGGUACAUCGCCUGCCUCAGGGCCUUUUGACUCUUCUGACUCCGAUCGUGUCAAUGUGAAUGAAGGCAAGCCUAACUUUCCAACGUUCACCGACCCGAUAGCGAUUUGCGGGAUAGGAUUGCGUCUCCCUGGUGGGAUUCGUGAUGGUGACUCUUUCUGGGAUCUCCUGGUCAACGGCAAAGAUGCUCGGACGCCCAUUCCGACCAGUAGAUACAAUAUCUUUGGCUUCAACGGCUCCCUCGACGGCAGAGACCCGAUCAAGACAAUGCAUGGGUACUUCCUAGAUGAAGACCUAUCCAGUCUCGACGCUUCUUUCUUUUCCAUGACCAAGACUGAACUAGAGAAAUGCGACCCGCAGCAACGUCAGCUUUUGGAAGUCACACGAGAGUGUCUAGAAGACGCUGGAGAAACUAACUAUCGUGGUCGGAACGUUGGUUGCUAUAUUGGGAACUUCGGUCACGAUUGGAUGGAGAUUAGCCUUAGGGAGCCGCAGCAUACUCGAAGCUAUAAUGUGCUUGGAUACAGCGACAUGAUAUUGGCUAAUCGAGUAUCAUAUGAGUAUGACUUACGAGGGCCAAGUGUGGUGAUAAAGACAGCCUGCUCAGCAUCGCUCGUCGCCCUCCACGAGGCUUGCCGGGCGCUACAGGCAGGUGACGUGUCUGGCGCAAUUGUUGGAGGAACCAGUCUUAUUCUAGCUCCAACACUGACGUCGAAUUUCUUUGGAGAGGGCAUUCUUUCACCGGAAGGUUCGUGCAAGACCUUUGAUGAAUCGGCCGACGGUUUUGCUCGAGCUGAGGGCAUCACGGCCAUUUAUGUCAAACGCCUUGAUGAUGCUCUCCGUGAUGGAAAUCCCAUCCGGGCUAUCAUUAGGGGAACAGGUUCCAACAGUGAUGGUAGGAGUAUGGGAAUUAUGAGCCCCAGUGCUGAGGCGCAUGAAGCCCUCAUGCGCCAGGUUUAUGAUCAUUCCGGGCUGGAUCCCUGUGAAACUGCUUUCGUCGAGUGCCACGGCACUGGCACCGCAACAGGCGAUCCCAUCGAGACCAAAGCAGUGGGCAACGUCUUCGGUGAACAGGGAGUGUAUAUUGGUUCCGUUAAGCCUAACGUUGGGCAUUCCGAAGGUUGUUCAGGCAUCACUAGCUUGAUCAAAGGUGUUCUGGCUUUAGAGCAUAGGACAAUCCCUCCAAAUAUCAAGUUCAAGAAGCCAAACCCCAAGAUUCCAUUCGUGGAAAAGAAGCUCGUCGUCCCGGUAGAACCAACACCCUUUCCAUCUGAGAAGGCAGAAAGGAUCAGCAUCAAUUCUUUCGGUAUCGGUGGCUCUAAUGCUCACGUCUCCCUGAGAGGAGAGAUUGAUGCUUAUAAGACGUACGCACGUGACCACCCGGGAGCCAUCUCCGACAUUGCUUAUACAUUAGCCGUCCACCGAGAAAGGCUUCCUCAGCGGGCAUUUGCCAUAUGGCAUAAUGGCGAGAUCGAAACAUCAGGCUUCGCCAAGGCCCCUAUGUCCCCUCCGGCCAUUACUAUGAUCUUCAGCGGCCAAGGUGCCCAGUGGGCUGGGAUGGGGAAGCAGCUCAUUCAGACGAGUGCUAGCUUCCGGGAUGACUUGGCAGCCAUGGAUAGCAUACUGCAGAGCCUAAGGAAGCCUCCAUGUUGGUCUAUACUUGAGGAGCUCCAGAAACCAGUUGAGCUCAGCUAUAUCAACCGUGCCGAGCUGGCGCAACCGCUUUGCACUGCAUUUCAGGUAGCGUUAUACCAUCAGCUAAAACGACUCGGCAUGAAACCCACUGCAGUUGUGGGUCACUCGAGCGGCGAGAUCGCAGCGGCGUAUGCUGCUGGGCACAUCACUCUCGAGUAUGCCCUAGCUGCAGCUUACUAUCGCGGAUAUAUCACCAAGAAUGGUGGCAGUUCCGGUGGUGCCAUGGCAGCUGUGGGACUAUCAGCUGCCGAUAUGUUGCCGUUCCUGCGUCCCGGUGUUUGCAUCGCUUGCGAAAACAGCCCCAGCAGCACAACCAUCUCGGGUGAUCGGGAAGUCCUUGAGGAUGUACUGACAUCCUUGAGGAGAGAAAUGCCAGAUGUAUUUGCCCGUCUCCUGAAAGUUGAGAUGGCGUACCAUUCUCAUCACAUGAAGCCAUUGGGGAAGGAGUACUUGGAGCUGCUCCAAGCUGAGAACAAAACUAGUAUCCCAUGUCAUGGAAACAGGGCUCUGUUCCUCUCGAGUGUUACCUGCAAACCCAUAGAUGAUUCAGCCGCUUUUGGCCCUGAGUACUGGGUUGACAAUCUGACCUCCCCCAUCCGGCACCAGGACAGCGCCAAGAACCUCCUGUCUGCUGUUGGCAAGAUGUAUCAGGAGGCUGUGCCCCUGGAUGUCAAGGCUCUCUUUCCCAAGAAUAGCAAAGCUCUGUGUGGACUGCCCGUGUAUCCCUGGGACCAUAGCGGAUCAUACUGGUAUGAAAGCCGGCUGUCCAGCGCCUGGCGCCAGCGCAGAUUCCCACAUCACUGUCUCCUAGGGGAGCGGUCGGUUGAAUCGCCCGAUUUCUCGCCUAUAUGGCGGAACAUGCUCAGUCUUGAAGACGUGGCCUGGAUUGCAGACCAUAAGAUCCGCCAGGAUGUCGUGUUUCCUCUAGCUGGCUACAUUGCUAUGGUGGGAGAGGCAAUCCGACAAACUACAGGAGUCGACGCGGGCUACCGUCUACGACGAGUCGAAGCCCGCAAGGCCCUCGUGUUGCCCGAUUCAAAGCCAGUAGAGUUAGUGACAGUAUUGCACCCUCACAUGGGUGACCGGGCUGAGAGGACCUCCUGGUACGACUUCUCCAUCGUUUCGUGUCACGGCGAGUCCUGGCUGACACACUGUGCUGGCCAAGUAUCGCCGAUGGAUGAAACGGGAACAUCCAUUUGGAAGCCAGACUCUACCGUUGAGAGAAGACUGCCUCGAAAGCUCACCACCACGCGAUUCUACGAAGCCAUGGCGCGGAUAGGAGUCAUUUUUGGACCUGAGUUUCAGCGUCUUGCUGAUAUUACGUCCUCGGCGACAGACCCCCUUGCAGAGGCUCGAGUCAUGAGCACCGAGCCCCAGGAGAACAAGAGGCCCUUUGCGCUGCACCCUACGGCCAUAGACGCAUGUAUUCAACUAUUGAUCGUAGCUGGUGCUCGCGGCCUGUGCCGCAACCUCGACCAGCUGGAGGUACCCGUCGUGGUUGAGAACAUUGAGAUCUCCAGCGGGUCGACCAGCAUGAGGGCCAGGGCACAAGACUUCACUAACGGCGUGGAGUGCGUUACAGAAGACGGCAAGUUAGCAUUGCGCAUGUCUGGGCUGCAACUGGCUCCUCUGGAGGCAGAGGCGACGGAUCUUGUUGAUGUUCAUGCUGGAGCCCGCCUGCAGUGGCUUCCUGACUUCGACUUCGUGGAUGCCAGCACCCUUUUCGACAAACCGCGCCGACCUCAGACUGAGAUCGCACUCGAAGAGCACCUGACUUUGCUCUGUGUGCUAGAGUCGGUGGACAAGGUUGUUAGCAUCGAGCCUUGCCACCCGCACCUUGCCAAAUACCGUGAGUGGCUCACGUUGCAGGUUCGCAUGGCUGAGGCUGGACAGUACGCACUUGUCGAGAAUGACAGAGAAUACGUAAAAAUGCCGCGCGUGGAGCGGCAGAGGCUCAUCGAAGACACAUAUGCGAAGAUCUUGAAACUUCCCGGCCAGCACGCAUUCUCAGUAGGCAUCAAGCGCAUUUGCGAUAAUGCAGACCGUAUCUUCACAGGCGAAGCCGACACUUUGGACUUACUGAUGCAAGACGACGUCCUGGCAGAACUCUACAACUCCGUGAGCUUCGGAUACGGCGAAUUUGUACGCCUGCUCUCCAGCAACCGACCAAACCUUCGCAUCCUCGAAGUAGGCGCAGGCACAGGCGGCACUACCGAGCGAACACUCCGCGAUCUUGUCCAUGGGAGCAGCCUUCCUCCCUACUCCGCAUACACCUUUACCGAUGUCUCAGCAGGCUUCUUCCCACAGGCCAAGGAACGCUUCGCCUACGCGCCCAACAUGCAGUUCAAGACAUUCGACAUCUCCCAAGACGGCCUAGCGCAAGGCUUCGAAGCCUCGUCGUACGACCUCAUCCUUGCCCCUAAUGUCGUGCACGCGACGGCUUCAUUGAAGGAAACGCUGUCUAACCUGGAACCGCUUCUCAAGCCAGAUGGAUUCCUAAUCCUUACCGAACUGUGCUCUCUCAUCAAGUCGCCCAACUACAUCUUUGGCAACUUCGUCGGAUGGUGGCUUGGCGAGGCCGACGGUCGCAACUGGGAGCCGUAUGUGCAGCCCGAGAGGUGGGAUGCAGACCUGAAGGCGGCUGGCUUCACAGGCGCCGAUGCCGCUGUACCGGACCAGGACGUGCCAUACCGGUUGGCAGCGACAAUCAUCUCACAGCCCUCGAGGAAGGCAGGCGUCCAGAAUAUUGACCGAGCUGUCACCUUGCUUUGCCAGAACCCCGAAGCGGACAUUGUGAAGCGGCUCAAAUUGUAUCUGCUGGACGUUGGCUGGGAUGCCCAGACGUGCAAGCUGGGGGAGCAGAUGCCCCCCAAGGGCUGGGACAUCAUCGCCUGCCUAGGACUGGAGAGCUACUUCUUCGAUGAAGACAUGUCGCCGCAUAGUCUCGCCGCAUUCCAGGCAUUGAUACGGCACCUUGACGACGAGAAGGUCCUAUGGCUGAGUCAUCCAAUCCAGGUGAGGUGCAAAGACCCGCGGUCGGCGCAGACACUCGGCGUCGCUCGAACGGUCCGGACGGAGCUUUCACUACCAUUGUUCACUCUCGAGAUCGACACAAACGAGGCUCAGUUCGAAGAACUUGUACACGGUGUAUUUAAGAAAAUUCGUACCACAAAGGAUGAGGGAAGCCUCCAUGCGGAGAAGGAGUUUGUGGUCAAUGACGGCAAGGUUUGCGUUGGUCGCUAUCAUCCGUUCGAGCUGAAGAACGUGCUACCGUCGCGAGCCAUUACGCUGGACUCAACGGCGACGUAUCUUCUAGUGGGUGGAACGGGUGGCCUUGGCCGAUCCAUUGCAACUUGGAUGGCGGAGCAUGGUGCAACCGACUUGACCUUCCUUUCCAGACGCGCCGGCAAGGAUGAAGAGAGCAAGAGCCUAUUCCGGGAGCUCGAAGAUAUGGGAUGCGGUGUCCAUGCGGUAACUGGGAGCGUGGAAAAUAUCGAGGAUAUUGAAAAGGCCAUCGCCAGUUCGAAGAAGGCUAUCAAGGGUGUAUUCCAGCUGGCCAUGGUGCUGAAAGACGCACCUCUAUUAGAUAUGACAUAUUCAGAUUGGGUCGAUGUCAACCAACCCAAGGUUAAGGGGACGUGGAAUCUCCAUAACUCCUUGAAGGACCACCAGCUAGAUUUCUUCUGGCUCGCUAGCUCCAUUCUUACUGCAGUGGACCAGCCCGGACAGGGCAACUAUCUCGCCACAGGGACUUUCCUGGAGGCAUUUUGCCAAUACAGACACUCACUCGGACUGCCUGCCUCAGUCUUGAACAUAUGUCCCAUUGAGGGUAUAGGCUUUGUCGCCGAGAACCCGCAAGCCAAAAAGAACAUGAAGGCGCAAGGUAUAUAUACCUUGAGGGAGCGCGAAUUUCUCGACUUUGUGGAGCUCGGUCUCAUCGACUCCACGCCGUCCUCUAGCUGGAAUCCGGGUCUGACGGCUACACCAUCAACGCCAUGGGUUAACAGGUCUCAAGUCUUUAUGGGUCUGCGCUCCGAGCAGGACCUCGCAGACCCACAUAACCGCGCCAGCUGGCGCCACAAUCGGCGCAUGGGCCUUUACCACAAUUUGCGGCCCAGCGACAACGCCAGUGAUGGGAAAGAAGCCUCGAAGUCGAGCGCACUGAAGACAUUCCUGGGUCGUGUGUCCGAGAUUGGGGACGAAGGCAGUAUGGCGACACUCAUAAGCGGGGAGAGUAUUGAUUUCCUCGCACUUGAGGUUGGGAAGAAGAUCCAUGACUUAAUGCUCAAACCAGAUGAGGAGGUCAAUAUUGGCCUUACGCUUGCUCAGAUCGGCCUAGAUUCGCUGAUGGCGAUUGAGUUGCGAAGGUGGAUCAAGCAAGUGUUUGGACUAACGAUGAGUGUCUUAGAAAUCAUGGGGUUCGGGUCGCUGAAACAGUUGGCGGGUGAUCUGGCAGCCAAGUUUGCCGAGAAGAUCCGUGGACAGUGA
Messenger RNA from Aspergillus alliaceus, 6237 nucleotides. RefSeq names its product polyketide synthase fgnA (gene fgnA). Lineage: Eukaryota; Fungi; Ascomycota; Eurotiomycetes; Eurotiales; Aspergillaceae. Gene Ontology annotation, molecular function: 3-oxoacyl-[acyl-carrier-protein] synthase activity; phosphopantetheine binding; fatty acid synthase activity. Gene Ontology annotation, biological process: fatty acid biosynthetic process; secondary metabolite biosynthetic process. The coding region runs from base 1 to 6237 and encodes 2078 amino acids. The transcript has 9 exons. The record is from RefSeq and is a predicted model, not a curated record.